AUGAUAAUGAUUACAGUUAAAAAUGGAGCUCCUCAUCUCAGUGUAGGACACAAAAAGUAUGAAAGUGAGAUUACCUGUAUUUGGGCUUCUCGAAGGUCUAUGACUCCAAGUAUUCCGUGUGGAGGUUCCCCCCUUCCCUCAUCUUACUGCUCCCAGCUGGAGAAAUCCAUGUGCGCUACUUCCUGUCCAGGGAGAGAGGUGUCUGUAGAUGGAAAUGCUACUGAAAGGUGGUGUCUCCUUGGAGAAAUGAAGCUCACAGGCUCAGCUUCAAGACAUCAAACUCCGCCCCCACAAUCCAGCAACCGCACUGAACAAGGACAAACACGGGGCCGGGUCAUCCAAAUGAGGGAGGAUUAA
This is a messenger RNA of Pipistrellus nathusii (Nathusius's pipistrelle), 357 nucleotides long. The record is from the annotation of a GenBank genome assembly. NCBI's taxonomy places the organism in Eukaryota, Metazoa, Chordata, Mammalia, Chiroptera, Vespertilionidae.